CGACAUGUCUUCUAAAUAAUUGUUGUGUGGAGUGACGUGACUUACAUUUUUACAUAUAAAUUAACGGAUUCGGGAUUAACAAUAACAAACUAUAGUUGUUAUUUAUUAUUGUGUUUAAACUGACUUUUUCUAUUUAUUUAUUAAAUCGUCAUAAAACCCAAGUUUUAUAGGCAUAUUAUUAUUUUUGAUUAAUCCCCAGUGAUAGUUAAAGUUUAAAGUAGAAUUCAUCUGUUAAAAGAUGUAUCUUAAGACGUGGAAGGAAUUUGAGAGUGCAUCGUACAACUUAAUUCUCAGAGAUCCGACAAGGGUUAGAUGCACUAUGAAGUAUGGUCACAAAGAAUCGACUGUAUCGCUUAAAGUAACAGACGAUAUUACGUGUUUGCAGUUUAAAACAUCGGACAUUCAAUACGUUAAAAAAAUUGAAGUGUUCUAUUCGACUAUUAUGCGACAAAUAACAUCAUCUGAGCUAUGAAAAUACAACCGACAGUAUCUAAGCAAUAUGAUGUAUGUUUAUUUUUGAUCAUGUUAAAUAUUAUGUAUUUAAUAUAAAACUAAUGUAAGUCAAUGUAAUAUACGGUUUUUUAAAUAUUGCAAUUUGAACACAUUCCAAAUAUUUAUGUAAUAUAAAUUUCAGAUAUCUAACUGA
Molecule: messenger RNA, 646 nt
Organism: Adelges cooleyi (spruce gall adelgid)
Lineage: Eukaryota; Metazoa; Arthropoda; Insecta; Hemiptera; Adelgidae
Gene: Srp9
Product: signal recognition particle 9 kDa protein
Exons: 3
Coding region: 239-472 (77 amino acids)
Biological process (GO): SRP-dependent cotranslational protein targeting to membrane; negative regulation of translational elongation
Cellular component (GO): signal recognition particle, endoplasmic reticulum targeting
Molecular function (GO): 7S RNA binding
Source: RefSeq, a predicted model, not a curated record